Molecule: messenger RNA, 1284 nt
Organism: Vigna radiata var. radiata (mung bean)
Lineage: Eukaryota; Viridiplantae; Streptophyta; Magnoliopsida; Fabales; Fabaceae
Product: DNA-directed RNA polymerase III subunit RPC10-like
Exons: 8
Coding region: 801-1136 (111 amino acids)
Biological process (GO): termination of RNA polymerase III transcription; DNA-templated transcription
Cellular component (GO): RNA polymerase III complex
Molecular function (GO): nucleic acid binding; zinc ion binding; DNA-directed RNA polymerase activity
Source: RefSeq, a predicted model, not a curated record
UUUUAUGAAUAGGACCCUCGUGCUCCAGAGGCGGAUCCAAAGGCAGUCGCUUACCUAGGUACUUCGGUGUAGCAUAUAUAGCUGCAUACCUUUUUCACUGUGUCAAAGCCUCUUUACUUUUGAAGAUUCGCCGCCCUUGAAGUCUUGUUGCCGUCGAAGGCUCUCGCCGUCGAAGGUUCUCGCCGUCCAAGGCUCGUCACCGGUGAAGGCUCACCGCCGUCGAAGGCUCGCUGCUGUGGAAGGCUUUGCCGCACUCUGCCGUCGCCGAACUGUCGAAGGUUCUACCACCAUCGGUCGAAGAUUCUGAGAACAGUUCUCCUGUGUAAAUAUGGAACCCUAAGCUACAAAUGUUUUUCCUGUGUUGUUCAAACAUUUUUGAAAUGCAUUUUCAGAUUUAUGUAAGGUCAUUAAGGUUUGGGGCUGUGCUGCUUGCCUUCUUCUUUUCUUCGUCCACUCUCACAAAGUUUGGAGAGGAUAAGAAGCGAACACUAAGGAAGGUGGUCAAAGAAACUGUACAGUGCAAACAGUGCAGUUUGCCCACCCCUAGGUUUCCCCACCAUUGUUCCGUGCAUGAGUGGCAAAGAUAACAAUAAAAGGGACAGAAUGGAAGCUGCUCUUGCUGCCACUCCCUCUGAUGCUGAUGCUCCAACCAUAUUUGACAAGAUCAUCAAUAAGGAGAUUCCUUCUACUGUGGUUAUAAGGUGCUUGCCUUCAGGGACAUAACUCCUCAAGCUCCUACACAUAUUCUUAUCAUUCCUAAAGUGAAAGAUGGGUUAAGUGGUCUAUCCAAGAUAUAAACGAUGGAGUUUUGCCCCACAUGUGGUAACAUGCUGCAGUUUGAAUUGCCCUAUUUGGAUCAGCCUUCAAGAUUUUUUUGUUCUGUUUGUCCAUAUGUUUGCCACGUCAACAAUAGGGUCAAGAUCAAAAGAAAGCAAAGGUUAGUGAAAAAAGAAAUAGAGCCUAUAAUCUCCCUAGAUGACAUGAAGAAUGCUCCAAAAACUGAGGCGACAUGUCCAUAUUGUGGUCAUGGCGAAGCUGCUUUCAAAGAAUUUCAGACUAGAUCUGCUGAUGAGCCAACAACUCUAUUUUAUCGUUGCUUGAAGGACAUAUGUCAAAAACAAUGGCGCGAAGAUUGAUUUCAACCUUGUGCUAUAUAUUUUUCCUUGUCCAAGGAUAGAAAAGCUUUUGAAGUCGAUUAUAAUUGGGCUUAUAUUACAGCCAAGUGGUUUUGGAUCAUUUUAAAAUUUUUGACAAAUGAAAGCAUCUUAGUUAUUGUUAUUAUUA